AUGGCUACAAAACAAGAUGGUAGUGCAAUGGAUGAUUCAGACCCCCCAAAUGAAAUGCCUUUACUUAUUAAAAAGCGCGCAGCGAUUAAGCGUAACAUGAAAAGUAUGAAAACGAAAAUUGGAACCGAAAAGGGUCCAAUUGAUUUCGCUGCAAUUGAAUGCCGGCUUCAAAUCAUAGAGUCAUACUUUAAACAAAUCUCAGAUAUUCAAACUCAAAUUGAAAUCCUGAACUCCGACGACACGUCAAGAUCCGAAAUUGAAGAAUUGUAUAUUCUAAUUAAAUCAAAACUCGUUCAUAUCUUAGAAUCUAAAAUCAAACCGGCUACUGCUGAUUUAAGUACAUUGAACACCUCAGUAAGUAAUUGUUCACUAAAAAAUCGAUUGCCCACCCUGAAGUUGCCGAAAUUCGAUGGGAAAUAUGCCGAAUAUAAGCGUUUUUUUCGCACGUUUUCGAACAUAGUUCAUGACGAUGCAUCCAUUCCGAUAAUUGAUAAAUUUAACUAUUUACUUAGUUGUCUUUCAGGGCCAGCUUUGAGUGUCGUAGAAGCAUUUGAGGUAACAGAAGCUAAUUACCCGAAGGCCCUGCUACGACUAAAGGAACGCUACGACAACAAUGUCUUAAUAUUUCGUGAUUAUAUUAUGGCUUUGUUCAACAUUCCUGUCAUAAAGACAUCAAAUCCUGCGUUAAUUCGAAACGUCAUCGAUACUGUUGCUGCACUUAGAGGCUCACUUCUAUCUUUGGGGUCGGAACUUGACAUUGUGAACUCAGUAUUAAUACAUCUUGUACUCUCCAAAUUAGAUCCUGAAUCAAGGAUGGUCUACAACAAGAAGCAGGACUUUGAAUCACUUCCUGCAUGGGACGACUGCUAUAAGAUCUUGAGCCGCCAUUGUCAAUUUCUUGAGAGCUGCACAAAACGAGAUAUUCCGAUGUCCAACAACCGCGAGUCGCACAAGCCUAGCAACAAGAGUACUACUCUUAUAAACGCAAAGUUAGGAUGUGCAUAUUGCAACAGCACAGAACAUACUAUCCAUAAAUGUUCAUCGUUUCUGGAGCUAGCAAUUCCUCAACGAUUUGAAUUCGUAAAAAAGACUGGCCUUUGUAUCAACUGUCUUCGUAAGGGGCAUACGGUAUCCAAAUGUCAAUCACAAUCUCGGUGUCGUAUAUGCCGCAUAUUGCAUCAUACUCAUAUACACUUCAAUAAUGUUUCAGAUCACUUUACAAACGCAACGCAAGAUAAGCAGUCAUCAUCUCCUGCUCCACUACAAUCGUCUUCGGCUAUGCGGAAUGAAGCACAAUCAUCCAACAAUACACACGUUUCACUUGUCGCACGCGCAUGUAAAAGAGCGCUCAUUCCCACUGCUGUGAUCCUCAUUCAGGACAAAUUCGGCGUAAUGCAACCAAUUCGAGCAUUAUUGGACUCAUGUUCGGAGUUGAACUUCAUCACAGAGGAAACUGCAAAACGGCUUCAACUCAAACAACAGCCAUCGAACCAAGAAGUUUCAGGUAUAAGUGGAAUUCGAACGAAUCUAAAAUACUCUGUAAGUGCAACCAUUAAAUCUCGUACAAGUAAUUUUACUUGGUCUUCCAACUUUGCUAUAACGAAAUCCAUUUCGGCAAAACAGCCGCUUCAAUAUAUUGAUACAAGUAACUUUAAUAUUCCCGAUGGGAUCUGUCUUGCGGAUCCCUUAUUUUUUAAGCCACAGCGUAUUGAGAUGCUACUAAGCACAGAGUUAUUUUUUGCUUGCCUUCAAGAUGGCAAAAUAUCCCUCGGUCCUGGCCUACCUUGCUUACAAAACACGGCUUUUGGUUGGAUCGCAGGUGGGGUAAUUGAACAUUCAACAAACGAUUCUGCAUUCAUUUGCAAUAUCGCUGUAAACGCAGAGUCACCUAAGGCAGAUGAUAUUCUCAAGCGAUUUUGGGAAAUUGAAGAGUUCCCGCAAUCUAAUCCAGUUCUAUCAGAAGAAGAGUCUUAUUGUGAGAAACAUUUUCUUAAAAACGUGACCGUUCUCAACAACGGUCGAAUACAAGUCCGCUUACCAUUCAAAACCGCACCUUCUGUAUUAGGCAACUCAUAUGAAAACGCCAAGAAAAGGUUUCUACUGCUCGAGCGCCGUUUGAGCCGUAAUACUGAAUUGAAGCAAAUGUAUGAGAACUUUAUGAAGGAAUAUGAAGAUUUGGGACAUAUGUCGCGCGUAGUCGAUGUUGAGUUAAGCAACCCACAUUUUGUGAUACCACACCAUUGCGUCAUGCGACCAGAGAGUACAACAACAAAGUUGCGUGUAGUUUUCGAUGGCUCGGCAAGCACAUCAUCAUGUAAAUCGCUUAAUGAAAUACUAAUGGUAGGAGCAACUAUUCAACAGGAACUUAAUAUAACGCUUUUGUCUUUUCGUUUGCAUCGGUUUGCGAUCACAGCCGAUAUAUCUAAAAUGUAUCGCCAAUUUCUUGUCGAAAAGGAUGAUCGGAAGUUUCAAUUAAUUAUUUGGAGAAAUAAAGAAGAUGAGCCCCUUCAAAUGUUCGAGCUCAAUACCGUUACUUAUGGUUUAGCAUGUUCCCCAUUCUUAGCAAUCCGUAGUUUGUUUCACAUUGCCGAUUUACACAGCAAAACGCACCCAGUAGGUGCGGCUAUUAUUAAAAGGGACUUCUACGUAGAUGAUUUAUUGACCGGAGCAGAUAGCCUAAGUGAAUUACAACAGAUAAAAUCAGAAAUAAUCGAUAUUCUAUCGUCAGCAGGUCUAAAUCUCACAAAGUGGAGCACAAACUGUCCUCAAUUUAUUCAAUCAUCGAAUGAAGAGUUUGUCAUCAAAACCAACGAGGAAUGCAUUACCAAAACGCUAGGCAUGGCAUGGAAAUCCACAACAGACACAAUUUGUUUUCGAUACGACUUCCCAGAAUCGAUACCUUCCACAAAACGAGGUCGCCGCGGGCUACCACAGCGUAUAUACUGCGACAAUGGCACCAAUUUUGUUGGCGCGCAUGGAAGAUUAAAGGAACUUCAACAGCGCCUAUUCAACAAAGUAGCAAUAGAAGGCAUAACAACCUACAGCAAUAACGCAGGGUUCACUUUUAAUUUUAUCCCACCCCGCGCACCACAUUUUGGCGGCUUGUGGGAAGCUGCGGUGAAAUCCAUGAAGACGAUUUUAAUGAAGACUGCAUCCGGUGCAAAUCUAACAUAUGAGGAACUUCAGACAACAGUAAUUGAAGUAGAAGCUAUACUCAACUCGCGUCCACUUGUUGCACUGACUGACGAUCCGAAUGACGGCGAAGCCUUGACACCAGGUCAUUUAUUAAUUGGUUCAUCCUUGCUCGCAAUGCCAGACGAUCACUUUAAAAACACAGAAGUAACUCGCUUAACGCAAUUUCAACGCAUCACCUACCUGAAGCAACGUUUUUGGCAGCUAUGGCUACGCGAUUAUGUUCACAGUCUGCAGCAGCGCUCAAAAUGGUUCAAACCUCAGCCCAAUAUUGAACUUGGUCGGCUUGUCAUUGUACAUGAAGACAAUUUGCCUCCAAAACAAUGGUUACUAGGAAGAAUCACGCAAACAAUCCCAGGUGCCGAUGGCAAAAUUCGUGUAGCAGACGUAAAAACCUCCAAAGGAAUUAUUCGACGAGCAGUUCACAAAUUAGCCCCAUUACCAAUUUCAGCUUGA
Rhagoletis zephyria (snowberry fruit fly) is the source of this 3648-nucleotide messenger RNA. RefSeq lists its product as uncharacterized. The record is from RefSeq and is a predicted model, not a curated record. Gene Ontology annotation, biological process: DNA integration. Gene Ontology annotation, molecular function: zinc ion binding; nucleic acid binding. Lineage: Eukaryota; Metazoa; Arthropoda; Insecta; Diptera; Tephritidae.